This is a messenger RNA of Nanorana parkeri, 1253 nucleotides long. It is a transcript of the gene RHBDD2, whose product is annotated as rhomboid domain containing 2. The record is from RefSeq and is a predicted model, not a curated record. Gene Ontology annotation, cellular component: membrane. Gene Ontology annotation, molecular function: serine-type endopeptidase activity. Lineage: Eukaryota; Metazoa; Chordata; Amphibia; Anura; Dicroglossidae. Bases 53 to 1108 code for a protein of 351 amino acids. The transcript has 4 exons.
CGCACAUGGAACGCGGAAGCGCAGCAGCGGGCGGACAAACAAGUCUCGCACAAUGGAAGACGAGAGACCGCAAAACUCCUCAUCAUGGAGGAAAGUUCUUGUAUCCUGCCUCCCCGAUCUCCACCUGACCCCUGCCACUACUCUCACCAUGUUAUUGUCUUUAGCGAUCUCUGGACCGGCGCUUAUGAGGCAGUUCAGAGGAGAAAGUGUUUGGAGUAAACUGGACCUGGGAGGCGAGGUGCUGGAAAAAAUGGCAGGCCACAGACUGAUCACAUACAUUUAUUUUACUGAGGAUCUACCUACCAUGGUUUGCAGCAUCCUUCUGAUCUGGUAUUUUGGUGGAGGAUUUGAGGAGAACAUUGGUACAGUGAAGUUUUGCUUCCUUACACCGCUGUUUGCCGUGAGUGCUGGAGCUUUGUAUCUGGGUGUCAUUGCCACAGGCUUCAACCCUCAAGCAGAUGUCAGCGUUCAAGGAUUUACAGUGGUGGCUUUUUCUAUGAUCAGCGUCUUCACCCUCCGCACAAGUCUAAGACGUCUUAUAUUCUGUGGAUUUAUAGUGCCAAUGAAGAUCAUGCCAGUGUUGUUCCUGAUCUUUGCCCUCUUGUUACCACAUGCCACUGUCCUCAGCAAUGUGUGCGGCACCCUGGUUGGUGCUAUGUAUGGCCUGGGUGGUUGCUUUUUCUUGGAUCCCUCCGAAUCAUUGCUGUCUCGAAUAGAUCAGAUGUUACCAUUCAGAGUGCUAAAGAACAUACCACUUUGGAGAUACAUUCCUGCAACAUUGGCUGAGCGGAAUGCUUCUCAAACCAAAAAGUUAAACCCACCACCUGGAUCGUAUCCCACCCAGCAAUAUUACACUCCACCAGAAGGUCUCCAAGACAAGUACUCUCCAUACCACCAUGCACGGGUCCCAGGAACAUGGCCACCUGCUGGUGUUUCAGUCUACCCAGCUGCAGCUGCUUCUGGGGUUUAUCAUCAAAAUUCUGAUUGUUCAGGACACUUACACAGUCACACUGAUAAUGUAGCUUCAGUUGACUUUGAAUCAACUUCCCAGAAGGAUGCAGGAACUCCUGCUUCUCAAACUGAAUUACUGCAAGUAGAGACUAGGUGACCUUAUGGCAUUAGAGUUUCAGCACUGCUUGCUUGAUGUCUAGAAAGAAGACAGCCAUUUUAUUUACCAACUGUACUUUAUAACUCUGGCCUUACAUUUGUGGUGGGGACUUUGUGUAUCCAUAUUUUAUCCAGGUUUCCUGCAG